CACAUUGGGCUCGCUGGGUAGGCAAGUUUUUUUAGUAAGUAUAAUGGUAUAUGUAAGUUUCGCUAAAUAUGUUUAAAUUUUUUGUUAGAGCUAGAAAGCGUAUUUAGCUCGCUCGGCUGAUCGAGAUUGUUGGAGUCGAUGCAGAUGAGGCGAGUCAGUUUGCCAAAACGCGUCGAAAUAAUUGAUAGUUUGCCAUUUGAAAUGUUGCCUCCUUGCUAUAAUUACUACUAUGACAAUGGAUUAUGGAAUCCAUAAAAUAUGGUUCCGAUGACAAUUUUAUAAUAUGUUUUUUUAUAAUGAUAAAUAUCAGAUUCUGACAAACGCGGCUAAAGUAGCCGCUAACCGCGUCUUGCGAUGCGGAAUUAUACGGCAAGGUUAUCGUACUCCGUAUAAAUUCAGAUCCCAAAAUGAUUUAAUGCUAAAUCGCGUCCUCAAAAACCUCUCGUUCCGAAAGCGCACACAACAACAGAAAACACGCGCGACGGCCAGGUAGAGACAGAUCCAUUUCUCACCUUGCCCCACCUCCCUCGCCGAUCGGGGUCCCCCGCGCCCAGAUCGCUUCUUCGCUUCGGUGCGGAGGUGGCCGAGGGGGAGGAGGAGCUCCCGGAUCCGCCCCGCCGUCGUCGGCUGGUCGUGGCGCGAUCCGCGGGAGAGCAGCAAUGACGGCGGAGGGGACGGCGUGCAACGGCGCCGGCGAGGCGCUGAAGGCGGAAUUCGCGCCGGAGAAGGUGGUGGCCGUGUCCCUGGAGGAGAAGCCGGUCGGGGAGCGCGAGGGCGAGGACGUCGGCGGGCCGUUCUUGAUCGUGAACGGCGGCGAUUCCGACGGGCACUCCGAGCCUGGCUCAGAUCUGGGCAAGGCGCCCGACGAGGACCCUGCAUCCGAGGAGGACGACGUGCCCACCUUCAAUGCAGCUCCGGACGCGGCCGUGGCCGGAGAUCACGGGACCGCCGAAGGGCAAGUUGGUGCUCAGGGUGCGGCACUCGGUGCUUCGUCGGCGGACGGGGGUGAUCGUGCUUCCGACGGGUCUGAGGGUAGCGCGGAUGAGAGCAGAGGUGACCCAAGUUCCGAUUGUGUUGCCGAAGUGGCGCAGCAGGAGGCUGUUGGUGAAGAGGACAGUGGGGCAGCUGCUCUGGCGUCCCGUGAAUGCGAACCUACCAUCACCAGUGCUGACUCUGAGGCACACUAUGUGGAUUCUGAGGUUGAAGACAAGGAGGGCACAGUGGAUGGUAGUGCUGUUGUUGAUGCCGUUGAAGCGGUGGUGCAUCAGGAAGCUAGUACAGAGCAGGAUGAAGAUGCUGCUGUGAUGUCCUCUGGCCAUGAUGAUGCCCUAACGUCUCCCAAGUCUUGUUCUGCUGCCGUGGAGUCCGAGGUUAUUAGAGAGGAUAGCAAAGAACAGAGUAUCACUGAUGGUGUGGAGCCACAGCAGCAGGGUACAGUUGGGGCAAGUACUUUGGUGGAGAAUGAGCAUCUUUGUGCCGACAUGAUGGCUGAUUCAUUUGUAGCUGCCAAUGAGCCUGACAGUCAAGAGGAUGCUGCUGUGAUGUCCUCUGGCCAUGAUGAUGCCCUAACGUCUCCCAAGUCUUGUUCUGCUGCCGUGGAGUCCGAGGUUAUUAGAGAGGAUAGCAAAGAACAGAGUAUCACUGAUGGUGUGGAGCCACAGCAGCAGGGUACAGUUGGGGCAAGUGCUUUGGUGGAGAAUGAGCAUCUUUGUGUCGACAUGGCGGCUGAUUCAUUUGUAGCUGCUACUGAGCCUGACAGUCAAGAGGAUGCUGCUGUGGAGUCCUGCGGGCACGAUGAUCUGCUAACUUUUACUGAGUCUGGUUCUGCUGACAUUGAGUCUGAGGUUUAUGGAGAGGAUAGCGAACAAAAAGAGAGCAACACUGUUGUUGUGGAGAUCGUGGUGCAGGGCGUAGGUAGGGCAGAUGUGCUGAUGGCAAAUGGGCAUCUUUGUGCCGACACCCAAGCUGGUUCUUCUGAAGCUACUACUGAGCCUGAGAAUCAUGCUAAUGGCAGCAAACUGACUGAUGUUGCAGAAUCAGUGGAGGGGGAUGCCGGCAGUGGAGAACAGGAUACAAUGGAUUCGUCGCAAACCAAUGGGCAUAUUUAUGUUGCCUUGAGUGCUGAUUCUUGUAUAGUUCCUUCUGAGUCCAAGGCCCAUUCCUUUGAGACAGAUGGGCAACGAACUGAUCAGCUACAAGAGGAAGCUCCAAAACUUGAAGCUGAAGUAUUGGAGGGAGUGCUAAAACCAACUGAAAGGAACUGUGCAGGUAGUGUUGAGAAACUCAUAGGAGAGGAAGUUGGCACAGAUGGGCAUGCAAGCAUAGGAGGUACAGCUGAUGCUUAUGGGGAGCAAGAAGCCAAGCCUAUGCAGGUAGAAGGUGAAGUCACUUGCGGUAUUCUCGAAUUUGAAAAAGUGGAUAAGGAUGGUGAAGAGGGUUUGUGUGAUGACUACACGGUUGGUGUUGUUUCUUCUAAUGAGGAAACAGAGCUUCCUAUGAAGGAAAAAGUAGAUGAAGCUGUCCCCAGUGUUAAUGUUGGUGGGCCAGAGAAAGUAACUGACAAUACAAGCCAAGAUACCAAGACAGUUGAUUUUAUUGAUGAAAUCACAGCAGAGUCAAACUUUAAAGCUGAAAAUAUGGUUGAAGUGAAAAGUGCAGCUCGUGAAGUUGACAAAACAGAGGUAAAAGAUCUUGCUUUUGCUGAUGAGGCUAAUGUAGCUCCUUUACACCUUCAACGUGACUGUGAAUCUGUUAUGGAAACUAUAGAGCAUGAGAAGGUAGAAUUACCAGGUGGUUGUCAAGCUCAUGAAAUUGUGUAUUCUUCAGAACUAGAACCGAAGAAAGAGUUUGAGAUGGGGGUUGAUGGUGCUGUUCCAUUGCAAGGAGCUGCAGCUUCUGUUGCCUCUGUUUUCCACCAUGAGCCAAUGUCCAUUGAUUUGUCUGAGAAUGAUAGCGGUAACCAUUCUGGCCCAACUACUGCGUUGGAAUCCUGUGACCAUGUGCAAAAUGAAGAGAGCAUAUCCCAAGAAAUUUCCAUGACCACUAUUGAGCAACCUAUAGCUAUUGAUCAAGUUGAACCUGUCAACCUGAAUGUAGAUGAACUUGUGGUUGAUGAUGAUCAACCUGGUUUUGCUCCAAGGUGUGAAUCUGCUAGGCUGGAUAAACCUGGAUGUACUUCCAAAAAGGAUGAUUCAAAUGAGAUUGUUGAAGAUAGCAAAUCACUGGAAAAUCAGUUAGAAAUUUGCAAUGCAGCUACUAUGUCUGAUGAGUGUUCCUCCAGAAAUGCAAAUGAAGAUCCCUCUCCAAUUAAUAUGUCUGCUGAGUGUUCCUCCAGAACUGCAAAUGAAGGUUUCUCUCCAAUUAAUGAGGCUUCUCAUCUAGCUGAGGAGUCUUGCCUUUCAGACAAGUCAUACAAUGCUAUCAGUUAUGAAAAUGGAAAUGGGCCUGCUAAAUCUUCUGAGGAGCCUGACAAGUCAUGCAAUGCUAUCAUUUGUGAAAAUGAAAAUGAGCCUGCUAAAUCUUCUGAUGUGGUUGAAACCAGAUGCGUGGAAGCAUUAGCGCCUUCAUCUGUUGGCACGGUUGUCACGGCAGAACAGAAGGACAAUGGACACCGUGCUUCUGGUGAGUGGCAUGGAGAUAAUGUGCAAGUCAUUGGACAACAACAGAAGAUCUACAUAAUUAAAGUUCCAAAGUUUGCCGGUGAUGAUCUCUGGAAUAAGAUCCAGGCUGCACAGGCUCACUUAGACCACCUGACCCAGGAAAGAGAUGCAAUUAACCGUCGUAGGCAAAAGCAAAAGGCUGUAUGUGAUCAAUACAGGGAGAAGCUUGAGGCAGCACGUAGAGAAGAGCGGGAAGCUAGGACUGCACAUGGAGAUAAGAAGAAUGAUUUAAAUAAUGUACGUUCGGUACUAGGGAAAUUGCACCAAGCAAAUUCAGCUGAAGAACUUGAUGAGCUGAUUGCGAAGAAAGAGAGGACUAUGCAACAUGAGACCAUUUCUUUGAAAGAAGAAAAACUUUUAAUUAAAGAGAUUAAUGAAUUAAAAGCCCAACGGAAGCAGCUAUCCACCACUAUGGGCUCAAAGGCUGAAAUCAAUGAGGCAUUUGACCAAAAAGAUCACAUUCAUGAAAGGCAUAAGGUGUUAAAGAAGGAUUCUGAUGUUUUAUUGACCAACCUGAAAUUCCUAGAGGAAAACACAAGAAAGAUUCAAAAGUCUUUCGAAGAUGAAAGAACAGGUCUCAGAAAAUUAACAGAGGAACACCGAGCAGCUAAUGAAAUACGUCAAAAGGCCUACAUUGAAUGGACUGAGCUUAGAUCAGAGCCCUCCAAGAAGAAUGAAUACUUCUUCAGGUACAGGGAUGACCGGAAUGCAGCAGAAAUUUUCAGAGCUAAUGGCGAUAUAAAUGGACUUAAAUCACACUGUAAUAGUCAGAUUGAGGGAGUCAUGGAAAUGUGGAACAAAAACGAGGAAUUCCGCAAGCAGUAUGUUGAGUCAAACAAGGUUAGCACACUAAAGAGAUUAGGGACCCAUGAUGGACGGAAACUUGGCCCUGAUGAGGACCCUCCAGUCAUAUCAAGCAGAAGACCAAGCAGCAUCUAUCCAUUGUCUGCCUCAAGCCCGGGAGUGGCCACUUUAGCUUCAAUACCAGCACCUGUGGUAGCUGCUCCAGCUGCAGUCUCUGCCAAAGAGGACUCAUUUCCUGUUUUGGAAGCCCCCCAGACCAGCAAGCGCACCAAGUCAAAAGCAUCUGAUAUCUGUGCCCAGACCGAGAACAACUCUGUUAUAGUAUCGGAGGCAGAGGCUUUGGAACAGACUUUGAAAGAGAAAGCUCGUCUAUUGGAGGAACAAUUGGAGUUAGCUAGGAAGGCAGAGGAGUUGGCACGGAAGGAGGAGGAAUUAAGCAAAGAGAGGGCUGCCGCUGAGAAGGAGCGGCUUAGGAUGGAGCAGAAGGCUAAGGCCAAGGAGGCCGAGGAGAGGAAGAGGCGGAAAGCCGAGAAGGACAAGGAGAAAGCCGAGUUCAAAGCGCGCAAGGAAGCUGAGGAGAGGGAGAAGAAGAAAGCCAAGAAAGACAAAAGGAGAGGCACGGCACCAGCAGAUUCUAGCCUCACUGGUGACGGGCACGCCGCGGCCUUGGCCACAGCAGACACUGACAGCAACGCAUCGGACAACCCGAGGGAAGCUGAGGCUCCUCAACCGGCGGCGGCUCCCAAGAGGCUGUCUAGGCCCGCAGCGGCAAUCAAGCAGCUGAACAGGGUGCAGCCCAUGCCGGCGCCGCUACGUAACAGGGGCAGAAGGAGACUGCGGCAGUACAUCCUGAUCGCGGCGGCCGUGCUAUCGGGGCUUGCGUUGUUCGUGGCAGGCAACUAUAUUCCCAGGCUCAAGUCGGUUCACUCCUAAGUUUAUCUGUAGGAAAGGGGUGCUAAUCUGUCGCGGUGAACCUGGGUGUGAUUCGUAUUAUUUCGAUUAUUCUCCGGUUGGUUUGUACUAUUUUUUUUUUACCUCAUAUAGGUUGGUUGUGAAAGAUGGGGGUGCAUUGUGUUAAAAGUUGUUUUACAGGAUGGUGGUGAAAUCUUCGUUAGAACAUGGAUAAUAAUUAGUACUAUAGAUUCUUUCUUGUAGUAGCCUUAGCGUAUAUGAUAUUUACUGGA
Messenger RNA from Zea mays, 5647 nucleotides. RefSeq lists its product as uncharacterized. The transcript has 9 exons. Lineage: Eukaryota; Viridiplantae; Streptophyta; Magnoliopsida; Poales; Poaceae. The coding region runs from base 660 to 5396 and encodes 1578 amino acids. The record is from RefSeq and is a predicted model, not a curated record.